This is a messenger RNA of Mizuhopecten yessoensis (Yesso scallop), 763 nucleotides long. Its product is annotated as NADH dehydrogenase [ubiquinone] 1 beta subcomplex subunit 8, mitochondrial-like. Gene Ontology annotation, cellular component: mitochondrion. The coding region runs from base 36 to 584 and encodes 182 amino acids. The transcript is spliced from 5 exons. The record is from RefSeq and is a predicted model, not a curated record. NCBI's taxonomy places the organism in Eukaryota, Metazoa, Mollusca, Bivalvia, Pectinida, Pectinidae.
CUCCCUUAUGUACAACUCUUCAAUGUCCUUGCAAAAUGGCCUCCGUUCGAGGGUUUUCGAAGGCCAGUCGAAUAUUAAACCAAGUUACAAGACAUCAAAGAUGGAUUCAUACAUCAUCAGUUGCUGCUGGAGAUGUUGCUCCCUGGAACUACCUUUGGAAACCAGAGGAAAAAGCCCCUAUGACAGAUAAAGAGAAGGAAAGAGUUUCUAAAAAAUAUGGUCUUAUCAAAGACGACUACAAACCUAGGCCGUACAGUGGUGACUACCCUGAUCUGAAAGGAGUAGGUGCUUGGGACAGAGACAAUAUGGAAGUGUGGGAUUAUCCAGAGACAAAAAAGAAUUUUAUGGAACCGGGUCCAUACUAUGAUAGGGAUGUCGAAAUGCAGGCCAGAUACAGUGAGAGUUUUCAAUAUGCUUCUCGGGCGCGCCUGGGGUCACAGCUUAUUUUUGUUGUUAUUAUGAUAGGAUUUCUAAUCCUUAACGAUCAUCUUGGACAGCGUAAUUACUUUCCAAUGAUGCCGAAACAAAAACCAUAUGAUGAAUCUGGAAAAAAGAUUGUAAAUUAUUCUAUGGAAUCAGCCUAAGUGAUUCAGUACAUUCAGAUUGAGUUUGAAACUGAUGCAUGUUUGAAGACUGUGGCUCAGUGUAAACCCAAAAUUCUUUGUGUGAAUGAAUACCAACAGGUCGGUACAUUUGUGUCGGUUCACGUGAAAAAUAGCAUUGUUAUUUGUAUUAAGUGUGAAUAAAUAUUUGUAAAAACUGA